CAAUUACAACUGUUAUAUUUCAUUAAGAGCUACUUUCUACAAGAUCUUUUUCGAUUGAAGUUCUGUCUUCUGCACGAGAUUGAUCAAGCUAGCAUUAUGUGACAUUUCAAUAUUUUUGUUCAGGCUUGUAAAGAAUUAAACUGUGUAGGAACUGUAACUGGGAUAGAUGCUACAUAUAGUAUGCUUCAUCAUUCAUGUUAUAUUUAUGUUUUUAAGUGAAAAGUGUAAAAUGUAACAAACAUUUUAAAAUUAUUUUUCAAACAAAACCGCACACGAUGUUACGGAGUUCGAAUGAUAAUGUGGACAAUGGGACAGCUGAGCGGACGAACAACGGAAACGUAUGGACGCUGAGAUUUCUGGAGAAUCUUGGCCAUAGCCUGAGGGAGCAACAGCGUUCUGGACUACAUUGUGACGUCACCAUUCGAGUUCAGGGCGUUUCUUUCAAAUGCCAUAAGGCGAUCUUAUGUGCUGUAUCGCCAUAUUUCACAGCAAUGUUCGCACACGAUAUGAAAGAGUCCCGCGAGUCUGAGGUAACCUUUCACGAGACAAAGGCGGAUGUUUUCGAACUCCUUCUGGACCUUGUAUAUAACGGCAGAGAUAUUAUAGCAGACGACAACAUUCAAGACAUACUGGAACUUUCUACAAUGAUGCAGAUAGACGUUAUAAUAGAAAGAAUUGAAGACUUCUUAAGGGAAAAGCUUUCGACUGACAAUUUUAUAGAUAUCUGGUAUCUCGCCAAGAAAUACAACUGUCAGCGUUUAGUAAAAUUCGUCUGGAAAUUCAUGACGCUGAAUUUCGAAAGUCUUUCCUCUAGCGGAGAACUUGAUUUAUUGCCGUACGAUACGCUCAUUUCUUUGUUGAAAGACGACUUCCUUGUGGCUAAGUCCGAAGAUCUCGUCUGCAACGCUGCUUUAAACUGGCUUUUAGCUGACCAUGAUAGCCGCAAAUCACAUACUUCAAAGAUUAUUUCUGUCCUGCGUCUACCACUGUGUACACCAGAAUAUAUUAUGAACAAAUUCAGCCAAUCAGAGCAAGUAAAACAUUUACCGGAAGCUGUAUCUGCAUGCCAAGACGCCCUUAGAUACCGGAUGUGCUUAGCACAAAAACAAAAUUUUACGUCGUUGCAGACGACCAAUAGAACUGCUAGCCGUCAAGAUGACGUCAUGGUAGUUAUUGGAGGGACAGAUACUUCAGAAUAUUCUGGCUCGGGAGUGCGAUGCUACAGUUUCCAAGGAAGAAAAUGGUAUACUUUACCACCGCUGCCAAAAUCUGUCGGACCAUACUAUGCAGUGUGUACGUUUGGUGAUGACAUUUAUGUUUCUGGCGGGCAGUACCAUCGAGAAACGUUCCAUAGAUUCCAGUCAGCAACCUGCUCCUGGUUAACAUUGCCGAAAAUGAUAAACGGAAGGUAUCAACAUGCGAUGGUUGCCGUUGGUGAUUCCAUUUAUGUUGUGGGUGGUGAAGGUAGCAGCAAAAUUAAGGAAAUUGACGAAUAUCAGGUAAACAAUGGAUCAUGGGAAAGUUCAGGAGAACUUAUGGAAGACAUAUCUUACGCUAACGCCACUGCCGUCGGUCAGACGAUAUUAAUAUUUGGCGGGAACAACACAGAUAACAAAUACAGCGAAUCAGUUCAAAUCUAUGACACGUACAGUAAACAAGUGACGCACAUGAAGUCAAUCACGUUACCAGGAGUCGGUUGUCACACAGUUACGUGCGAUUCUACCGUGUAUGUUAUUUCUGCAGACGGUCACGUUUCAAGCAUUACAAACAACAUGGAAGUUCAUCUCGCGGGAAUAAUAAAACAGUUUGAUCCUAAAAGAUUCGCUGUUGUGCAAUACAGAGGUAUAUUUUACGUAGUUACUUGUUCAAGACGUGUUCAAGACACCAAUGAAACGGCAAAAGUUCUGAUUAUUGAUCCAAUGUCUAUGGAAGUCUUGGAGACUUUAAAUGUACCUCCAGUUGGCAACAUGCCAUGGCUGAGAAGUGGUACUAGGUUAACAAGCGCUAAAAUUUCAAUUGGUAAACACUAUUUACAAGAACUAAUCACCAGCGAGGUACAAAAAUAAAUGGACAUGCUCCUGGACAGUGCAUGUUUCAGGACAAUAUAGUAAGAGCACAUGCAUUUUACUGGAAAUAUUGUAGACGAAUAGAACAAUGAUAAAAUAUGAAUCUGGGUGUUGGUGGAACAAUAGAACAAUAAUUGUCUAAUAACUCAGGGCAAAAC
Molecule: messenger RNA, 2224 nt
Organism: Mercenaria mercenaria
Lineage: Eukaryota; Metazoa; Mollusca; Bivalvia; Venerida; Veneridae
Product: kelch-like protein 24
Exons: 2
Coding region: 276-2066 (596 amino acids)
Molecular function (GO): protein binding
Source: RefSeq, a predicted model, not a curated record